UUUAUGCAGCAAUGGAAAAGUUCCACGUAGAGGAGUAUGACCCUGAGCAGCUGCCUGUCUACCAGAAACAACUGAGACAGCGUGCCAACCUUAGUAUCCAGCACUUGAACAGUGUUCUGGAACCGCUGAACACUGAUGGAGAACUCCUGUUGCAAUUACUAACGACAGUGCAACAGGAGGGACGGUCCGAGGCCUUUCAGGAUUUAGUCCCAAUGAUUCACAAUCAAUCAGACUAUAUUCGGCGCCUAGAGGCUGAGGUCAGACUCUGCAAGGUCCAACAGGCGGAGGAGAUGGGAGACCACGCAAAUCUGGACAAAGCAAAGGUCCAACAGGCGGAGGAGAUGGGAGACCACGCAAAUCUGGACAAAGCAAAGGUCGAAAAAAGGGAGAGGGUUCCAGAUGAAGUUCAAGAGGUGUUAAGGAGUCUAGCUCAACAGAGGCUACAGCUGGAAGGAGAAGUGAACGUCCUGAAGCAGAGUCUGGCUCAGGCCAAAGAGGAAGGCACUCAGAAAGAGGAGCUGGCACAGACAUGUAUUGCGGAGGUAGAAGGCCAGCUGUGCAGAGCCCAAAAGAAGGCGCUGUUCCUGGCCCAACACCUGGAAACAGCAAAGUGCCACAUUGCUAAUCUUUUAACAGAAAAUGCUAAGCAUGUUGCAAAGCUAGAAGGGCAGCUGGGCAGAGCCCAAAGAGAGAAGAGGUCGCUGACCGAUCAACUUGAAUCUGCUCGUCGCCACAUUAUUGACCAGGACAAAGACAAUGUCAAGCAUGUUGCAGAGCUAGAAGAGCAGCUGGGCAGAGCCCAAAGAGAGAAGAGGUCGCUGACCGAUCAACUUGAAUCUGCUCGUCGCCACUUUAUUGACCAGGACAAAGUCAAGUUACAUUGUGUUUGUGUGUGCAAGAAAGUCAACAUUGUCCUCCACCAGCAUGUUGCAGAGCUAGAAGAGCAGCUGGGCAGAGCCCAAAGAGAGAAGAGGUCGCUGACCGAUCAACUUGAAUCUGCUCGUCGCCACAUUAUUGACCAGGACAAAGACAAUGUCAAGAUGUCUGCGGACCUGCGAUACCAGCAUAACCAGGCCAUGCGGAAGAAAGAGGAGGCAGAGAGAGAGCUCAGCAACCUCAAGAGCAGGAACAUCAGGCAGCUGGCGAACUCUGCAGAGGAAGUGGAAGGGCUGAGCUCAGAGCUGGCUGGUUGUCGGAUAAAUCUGGGGGUGGCCCAAAAGGAAGGGGGCCAAUGGCAGGACAAAGCCCUGAGCCUAUCAGAUCAGCUGGCAAAUGCCCAGCGCCAGCUGAACCUCACCAGGCAUGCAGUGAAGAGUGCUGAACGCUCUCACAAAGAGCUGAAGGAGUCCACAACCCUCUCGGCACAGGAAACGCACCGAAACAUGACAUUACUGGAGGCUCGACACAAGCAGAGAGUUGAGGAGCAGGACAGUCUGUUGAGAUCCCAGAAUGCCUUGAUCAAGAAGCUGGAGGACAAUAGCAGCAGACAGGUGUCACAAGUGGACGAGAUGGCAAAAAAACACAGGCGUAAAGAAAAUCAAACGGCCAUGGAGAGAAGCGACCUCCAGGCGCGCAUAACAAGUCUAGAAGCUCGCUGCCCCGACUUGGAGUAACAGCACGGUUCUGGUUCUGAAGGACAAGUCUCGCCAGCGGGGCGCUAGCUAACCAGGCAGCUUAAACAAUCAAAGAAGUCCACGUAGAGGAGCAGGACAGUCUGUUGAGUGCGCAGAAUGCCUUGAUCAAGAAGCUGGAGGACAAUAGCAGCAGACAGGUGUCACAACUGGACGAGAUGGCAAAAAAACACAGGAGCUCUUUAAAGACAACCCGGCCCUGAAAUCAAAUCACUUCUCUUCCCGGUUUCCUCCUCUUCAUCAUCACCGCUGUUCGGCUGCUCUGUUGGGAUCCAGAUGUUUUAAAUGUUAGACGGAUCAAACUGUUGUCAGACGUUGAGGUUCCAGUUUCCUGAUGUGGUGUUUCUCUCUCCAGCUUCUCUUCCUGGUUUCCUCCUCUCCUCCCCUGUUCGGCUGCGGAUCCAGUUGUUUUUAAUGUUAUAUUGAUGGAUCUGUUAUUUCUUGUUCUUGUUUUGUAUUUUAGUAAGAAAUUGUCAGUUCAUUUGACUGUUACUGUGUGUUUAGUUUUCCUCAGGACAAAUCUAAUAUUUACUUUUUCAUGCAAUGGUUUUCUAAGAAAGAUUUUCUUUUUUACAGUGUAAAAAAAACAUCUCCAUGUUGAUGGUAAUUUAUUGUGUUCACAUCCCAGCGUCCUCAGCAGCACUGUGUCCUCACAGCAGGAGGGACAAAGAAAGGCUGUUUGAUCAAUUGUUAUUUAUUGUUUCAAACUGUUAUUUUAUUGUUUGACGGAUCAAACUGUUGUUUUCACAAUAAAAUAACAGAAAGCCACUUCCGGCUAUAAACAAUAACACGCUGGGUUAGUUACACUGUUAUUUAUUGUGCUGACUGAGGCUGAUGUGCAGGGAGACGUUAACAUCCUGUAUGAGUUUUGUGUUACACUUCAUAUCAAUCAAUCAGUUUCAUUGUUUACAUUGUUGAGAAAUAAAUUGUCAGUUUAUUUACAUUUGGCAAA
This is a messenger RNA of Limanda limanda (common dab), 2583 nucleotides long. RefSeq names its product SHH signaling and ciliogenesis regulator sdccag8 (gene sdccag8). NCBI's taxonomy places the organism in Eukaryota, Metazoa, Chordata, Actinopteri, Pleuronectiformes, Pleuronectidae. The record is from RefSeq and is a predicted model, not a curated record. The transcript is spliced from 19 exons. Bases 12 to 1613 code for a protein of 533 amino acids. Gene Ontology annotation, biological process: establishment of cell polarity; tube formation; neuron migration. Gene Ontology annotation, cellular component: centrosome; centriole.